AUGCCAAAAUUUAUUUUCUUAACNCUCAUCACCAGCAUCGAGAAAAACGAAGAGAUCGCCGAUACUUUCCAGAACGUUCAACUAAAAUGGAGAUUCGUCUGCUCUCAGCCUCAGAGUCGGGAGAACCAGUCCACUACUCCAGAAAAAAAAUUGUUUGAGCUCACUUUUGACAAGAAGUUCAAAGAAAAAGUGUUGAACGACUAUUUACCCCAUGUUCUGGAAGAGUACCAAAACAUAAAGGAUAGUGACAAGGUGUUGAAUCUGUCUGAUGGUGGUAUGAAUAUACCUGGUGGAAAGUCUUGGGGUUCGAUCAAAUUUGAGCAUCCGUCAACGUUUGGGACUCUUGCUAUGAAUGAAGAGGCGAAGGCUGCGAUAAUCGAUGAUUUGGACAGAUUAGUGAGCGGAAAAGAUGUUUACAAGAGGGCUGGGAGGGCUUGGAAGAGGGGGUACUUGUUGUAUGGGCCUCCUGGAACUGGGAAAUCGAGCUUGGUCGCAUCCAUGGCGAAUUACUUGGGUGCCGAAACAACUGAUCGGCAGUUGUCGGAUCGGAAAUACCCUUACUUCAACGACUACGACAACAAGGAUAGUGACAAGGUGUUGAAUCUGUCUGAUGGUGGUAUGAAUAUACCUGGUGGAAAGUCUUGGGGUUCGAUCAAAUUUGAGCAUCCGUCAACGUUUGGGACUCUUGCUAUGAAUGAAGAGGCGAAGGCUGCGAUAAUCGAUGAUUUGGACAGAUUUGUGAGCGGAAAAGAUGUUUACAAGAGGGCUGGGAGGGCUUGGAAGAGGGGGUACUUGUUGUAUGGGCCUCCUGGAACUGGGAAAUCGAGCUUGGUCGCAUCCAUGGCGAAUUACUUGGGUGCCGAAACAACUGAUCGGCAGUUGUCGGAUCGGAAAUACCCUUACUUCAACGACUACGACAACAAGUUUACAUUGUCGGGGCUAUUGAACUUCAUUGAUGGAUUGUGGUCGAGUUGUGGAGAUGGACGGAUCAUUAUUUUCACCACUAACCAUAUUGACCGCCUUGAUCCUGCUCUGUUGCGAUCUGGUCGAAUGGACAUGCACAUUCCCAUGUCCUACUGUACACCUGAAGGAUUUAGGCUCUUGGCAUCCAAGUACCUUACCAACUGCAAUAAUCACCACAGGCUCUUUGGUGAGAUCGAAGGCCUAAUUGAGAAUGUAGAGGCGACCCCUGCAGAAAAGGCUGGGGAGCUAAUAAAGACCGACAACCCUGAUGUUGCUCUCGUUGAAGUAGUUAAUUUCCUGAAGCGAAAGCAGAUUGAAGCACAUGAUACCAAGGGCGCAAAAAGGAUAAAAACUGAGAAAAUUGGUAGUAGGAUCAAAAGAAACUGUAGGAAAAGAUCCGCGGUGUCAUGA
Molecule: messenger RNA, 1374 nt
Organism: Ilex paraguariensis (yerba mate)
Lineage: Eukaryota; Viridiplantae; Streptophyta; Magnoliopsida; Aquifoliales; Aquifoliaceae
Source: the annotation of a GenBank genome assembly